Messenger RNA from Amoebophrya sp. A25, 162 nucleotides. Lineage: Eukaryota; Dinophyceae; Syndiniales; Amoebophryaceae. The record is from the annotation of a GenBank genome assembly.
GAGCUCGACGCCAAGCCAGCACAGCCGCACGCGCUUUGGACUGUUGGCUCGCACGUUGCUGCAACAAGUUGAAGGUGUCUCUUCGACUUUGGUGCGACGAAGGGUCUAUGCGGUACUUGAGGUGAUCGCAUUGUGUGACUUUCCUGCCUUCGCGAAGGCGCU